GCUACCAGUACUCCUGCUGCUCCUCUCCCAGCGUCUGCAUCUACUCAGAAAGGACUCAAGAACAAAGCAUGCCGCCCUCUGUAGGAAACGACAUGACCAGCGUCACAGAAGCAACCAUCAAGCGCCCAACCACCACCAGCAACCCGUACGGCAGCAAGGCCUCCGACUUCCUCUCCAACGUCGGCAACUUCAAGAUUAUCGAAUCCACCUUGCGAGAGGGAGAGCAAUUCGCCAAUGCCUUCUUUGAUACGGCCAAGAAGAUUGAAAUUGCCAAGGCGCUGGAUGAUUUCGGUGUGGACUACAUCGAAGUCACCUCCCCCGCAGCCUCGGAACAGUCCAGGCUUGAUCUCAUGGCCAUUUGCAAGCUAGGCCUCAAGGCCAAGGUCCUCACCCAUAUCCGUUGCAACAUGGACGAUGCUCGUCUUGCCGUGACGACCGGUGUCGAUGGCGUGGAUGUCGUGAUUGGUACUUCCUCCUUCUUGCGCGAGUUCUCCCAUGGCAAGGAUAUGACUUAUAUCACAAAGGCCGCCAAGGAAGUUAUUGAAUUCGUCAAGUCACACAACAUUGAAAUCCGAUUCUCCUCAGAAGACUCCUUCCGCUCUGACUUGGUGGAUUUGCUGAGCAUUUACCAGGCAGUCGACAAGAUUGGUGUCAAUCGAGUCGGUGUUGCUGAUACCGUUGGUUGCGCCAACCCAAGACAAGUGUACGACUUGCUCCGUACGCUGCGUGGUGUUGUUUCUUGUGAUAUCGAAACACACUUCCACGACGAUACCGGGUGUGCGAUUGCCAAUGCCUACUGUGCCCUUGAAGCAGGUGCUACACACGUCGAUACCUCUGUUCUUGGUAUUGGCGAGCGGAAUGGUAUCACGCCGCUUGGUGGCUUUUUGGCACGUAUGUACGUUGCUGACAAGGAGUAUGUGAUGGGCAAGUACAAGCUCAACAAGUUGCGUGAACUUGAAAACCUCGUUGCCGAAGCAGUCGAUAUCAAUAUCCCCUUCAACAACCCAGUCACCGGUUACUGCGCAUUCACACACAAAGCCGGUAUUCACGCCAAGGCCAUCCUGGCAAAUCCCUCAACGUAUGAGAUUCUCAACCCAACUGAUUUCGGUAUGACGCGUUACGUGCAUAUUGGAUCAAGAUUGACUGGUUGGAAUGCCGUCAAGUCACGCGCUGAACAGCUCAACCUCGAUUUGACGGUUGAGCAAGUCAAGGUGCUGACGAUGCACAUUAAGAAGAUGGCGGAUGUCAAGACACUUGCAGCGGAUGAUGUCGAUGUCUUGCUGCGUGAAUUCCACUCUGCUAUUGAUAGGAUCGAUGGCGAAGCACUCAGGGAACAUCUUGAACAGGCUGCCGUCGAGGCUGGUAUGCAGAUUGGUGUGACCAAGCAGGCGAUUGAGGCUGCGCAAGAGGCACCGGCUACAAAGAAGGCCAAGCUUGCGAAUGGCAAUGGCGUGUCUGCUUAAGCGCACAUCCACUACACACCAAAAAAAAAACAAGGCAAGUAUCUGUAUGUGAUUUUUAGCGCAAAGACGGGGGUUCCUCAUCUACUUCUUGCUCGUAGCUUAGCUUCUGUUCUUCAUUGACUUCUCUCUGAGACUAUGAGUAGUAGAGUUCCAGACUCAUGCCAUUGUGAAUUUCAUAGUCGGCCAGUGUGAUAUGGUCCUUGAAAGUCGUGUACCACUUUUUGAGGAUGAUUCUGUCUGCUGCAGUACCAGUUUGAGCGGCAAUCAGCUUCUUCAAGUCGCCCAUCGUGUCAUCCUCAUUGCAUUUGACUCUGACCUUCUUCCCGAGUCUGUCAUUGACGAUGACUUCGAGCAUAAG
This is a messenger RNA of Protomyces lactucae-debilis, 1821 nucleotides long. RefSeq names its product homocitrate synthase mitochondrial precursor. The record is from RefSeq and is a predicted model, not a curated record. The transcript is spliced from 3 exons. Gene Ontology annotation, molecular function: homocitrate synthase activity. Gene Ontology annotation, cellular component: mitochondrion. NCBI's taxonomy places the organism in Eukaryota, Fungi, Ascomycota, Taphrinomycetes, Taphrinales, Protomycetaceae. Bases 69 to 1463 code for a protein of 464 amino acids.